UUCGACCUGUUGCGCAUCGCUGAUCAAAUUCCUGGUCGAGGAAUCCAAUAUAGAAUAUUGAGUUGAGGGAGUGCUUGUCAGAAUCGGAAUUUCCACCUUGACCUUAACUAGACCCUCGAUAUUUGGCUUGGCAAGAAAGUUACUGCCACCUCGCGAUGUUCCUGGCUAUUAAUGACCUUCCUUAAAUUUUGCGAUAUCCGGCUUAUAGCUUCGUCCGCCCCUAAGCCGCGUAUAUUCCACCCAAUCGGUUCGGCAUGAUGCUAGCGGUGCAACCGCGUCGGCUACUAUCGCGACCGAGAGGUCUGUUGAUUUUUGCGGUCUUGGCCGCAACUCUCUACUGGUCCUUGCUACAUGGGUCUGCUACUCUCCAUGCCACUAGAUGGUAUGAUGGGCGAGCUGGUUCGGUACAGGCUCCCCUAAAGGAAAACAUCGAAGCCCAGCAAGCCCCUCUACCAGCGAACCAACAGAGUAAUGGCGAACAGAGCCAACAAGCUGAACCCGAAAUACACGAAAAGACAGAAGAAGAGAAAAAGAAGGAAGCAGAGGAGCAAAGAGAGGAGAACCUCCGAGAGCAAUUCGAUAGAGAAUACGAGGCACUUGCUAAGGAGCCUGGCGCCGACGCGAUAUUUGGACAGACACUCACUACUCUUGAGCCUUCGAAGAAACGGUCACUACAAAUCGAAGAACACUUGACGCCCGCCAUAUCUAAAACUUAUUUCAGCGACCAUCAACCAUAUAUCUACAACCCAUAUCCCAAAUACAAUGAGAAGGCCUGGCUUGCCGAGAGGGCCAAGUAUGUGACCUGCGAAGGCCCAGGCGGCGCAUCGGGAGGGGACGUAAUGGUUUUCAAAGGACAGCCCAAGGCGUUUCCCGAGCCCGGAUUUGGCAGCUACGAAAUCCUCGGCAUGGAUGGGAACUUGUGCUAUGAGCGCGAGACAAGAUUGGGUGUAUAUGGCUUUCAGGCGGACAACGACACGUCGGAAUCGUCGGUUGACUGGGACAAGGUCCACUGGGGAGACCUGCAGGAGAAAUGCGCUCAAAAGAACAAGGCCCGAUUCAAUCUGCAAGGACAUUCCAAUCCUUAUAUCACAACAGUCUACUCGCGCGACAAUUCGAGCUCGAAUAGCGAGAGUGACCUUAGCCUAUCGGAAACUCCCCUGUAUAAUCUUGGGAAGGGUAGUCCACCAUUGCGCCGAAGGAGAGGCCUUCCCGUACAACCCAAGUCUGGUAAAUCUAAACCUCUGGCUGGUUCUGAAGCGAGGACUGCUCUCUUAUUACGGACUUAUACUGGCAAGGAAUACAGUGAGAACGAUAAACAAGUGAUUCGAUCUUUAAUCACAGAGCUUUCGCUACGUACCGGCGGUUUAUAUCAAGUGUUCUUGUUUGUGCACGUCAAGGACACUGCGUAUGCAAUUUGGGAUGAUGAGGAGACGUAUCAAUAUGUUCUUCAGAGGAAUGUGCCGCCGGAGUUCAGGGAUAUCGCGGUCCUCUGGAAUGACGAAGCCACGCAGACGAUGUAUCCGAAGAUCGACCCUAAUAAGGCGACCGUACAUGUCUCGCAGUGGUUAUCAGUCCAGAAGUUCGCUCAGGAGUUUCCAGAGUAUGAUUAUAUCUGGAAUUGGGAGAUUGAUGCAAGAGUUACUGGCCAUAAUUAUGACUUCGUCGAGAAAUUGGCCACCUUCGCCAAGCGGCAGCCCCGUCGGGGGUUGUGGGAACGUAACGAGCGUUACUACAUCCCGUCUAUUCAUGGGGAUUAUGACACACAGUUUCGAAAGGAGGUGGAACGCGUAUCAGGGAAAGAUACAGUCUGGGGCCCUCCGGAAUUGCCCUUUGUUACCCCAAUAGGACCGAAACCUCCAGUUGCAAAUCCUGAAGAUGACAACUACAAAUGGGGUGUUGGCGAAGAAGCAGACCUUAUCACCGUUGCCCCUAUUUUCAACCCUAUCAAUAGUUCGUGGAUUAGUGGUAACGAGCUGUGGGGAUUUAAUGACUCUACACAUGCGACCACAGACCUACCAAGAAGAGCCACCAUUGUCACGCAUUCUAGAGUGUCAAAGAAGCUCCUUGAUAUCAUGCACGUCGAGAACCUUCGGGGAAAUCAUAUCUCGUCAGAAAUGGUGACGCAAACUACCGCGUUACUUCAUGGUCUCAAGGCAGUUUACGUCCCAAUGCCGGUCUUCUUUGACCGACCUUGGAAAGGCAAGGACCUCGCCAGAUGGUUCAAUGGCGGUCUAAAGGGAGAAAGUGGAGGCAUCGGUUGCGCCAUGGGCUGGGGACGAGAGGCGAGAUACCGUGGAAGCACUUGGUAUUAUCGGGCAAAUCCACCACAGCGACUCUACCUCAACUUUAUGGGUUGGGAAGACACUAAUGUGGGUGGCGAAGAUUGGGAGAGCACUUACGGACGACCCUGCCUGCCGCCCAUGUUGCUCCACCCUAUAAAGGACAUCGAACCAACCGAACCUGGAUACAAGAGCGAGUCAAAUCUCCCCUACUCUUAAGCAGACGGGCAUACAGCAGUAUUUUAAAAUGAGGACCGCCUUCCCCUGCUAGCUGUGUCAGAGUUCAAUACUCUCCGUCUAUCGAGGAACAGAUUUGGCGUUCAGAACCCUAGCAUUUCUUGGAACUCAAUAUUUCCUAUACGUGCGGCGAACCAUUAUUAGACUCAGUCUAACGACCAAGUCGCCUUGGGAUACUCUGGUAUUCUCUAGCCGGAUUCAGGUCACCGCAAUCAAUCAGCACUUCGCGUGAUUAGAAGCCGAGUUGGUUGGCUUGAUCCCGGCUUUU
Molecule: messenger RNA, 2784 nt
Organism: Annulohypoxylon truncatum
Lineage: Eukaryota; Fungi; Ascomycota; Sordariomycetes; Xylariales; Hypoxylaceae
Exons: 2
Coding region: 255-2498 (747 amino acids)
Source: RefSeq, a predicted model, not a curated record